Molecule: messenger RNA, 913 nt
Organism: Malus domestica (apple)
Lineage: Eukaryota; Viridiplantae; Streptophyta; Magnoliopsida; Rosales; Rosaceae
Cellular component (GO): chloroplast
Source: RefSeq, a predicted model, not a curated record
CUUGAAGGGAUAAAAAAAGAGCGACUUGUACUGUCUCAUAGCCUCAUGUAGUAGCUUCCUGCAUCCCAUUCAGAAAUUUCUGAGCCAUUUCUUUUCCUACUCAAAACAUAACUAAACACUGAACGAUGUUUGAUUAGAUAGACAAUACUUUAAAUUUUAGUUGGCAGAAAAAUGGCAUCAGCUCUGGUCUCCCCUUGUCUUCCCUCUGCUUCUUUCUUCAACAACAAUGGAAGUUCAAGAUUUUGCUGCUGUCCAUCAUCAGUUGAAGCAUCCAAGUCCAAAUCUUACUCGAAACGUUUCGGAGUCAGAGCCCUCAAGGAGAAAACUGAGGAAACAAAAACCCCAUCUGCUGAUUCAGCUGACGAAGUUACUAAAAAGUACGGCCUCGAAGCCGGUCUGUGGAAGAUAUUCAGCUCAAGAGAGGAAGGAAAGGAAGGAGAAGAGAAGAAGUCAAAGGGAGAUGAAGCCAAGAAGCUGCUAGCAAAAUAUGGAGGGGCAUACUUAGCCACAUCCAUUGUUCUCUCUUUAAUCUCGUUUUCCUUAUGUUACGCACUCAUCAGCGCCGGCGUCGAUGUCCAGGCUUUGCUGCAAAAGGUGGGAAUUUCUGGCAGUGAGACCGGAGAGAGGGUUGGGACGUUUGCUUUGGCAUAUGCUGCGCACAAGGCCGCGUCCCCAAUUAGGUUUCCUCCGACAGUAGCUCUCACUCCCAUUGUCGCCCGAUGGAUCGGAAAGAAAGUUGAGAAGGAGGAUUAGCUCCUGUGUUUACAUACUGUAUAAACCAGAUUUUCGCCCUUAAAUCCCUUGUUUUGUAAAAUCAACCGUCAACUUCUUUAGUUUUCGUUUUUGUUUAGGGAAGGGCACGAAUCAAACUCCUGGGAAUAAUCAUAUAAAACAACUGCCUGGAUUUUGGGGA